This is a messenger RNA of Pangasianodon hypophthalmus (striped catfish), 1105 nucleotides long. RefSeq names its product ubiquitin-conjugating enzyme E2 A-like. The record is from RefSeq and is a predicted model, not a curated record. Gene Ontology annotation, cellular component: HULC complex. Gene Ontology annotation, biological process: proteasome-mediated ubiquitin-dependent protein catabolic process; protein polyubiquitination; DNA repair. Bases 148 to 606 code for a protein of 152 amino acids. NCBI's taxonomy places the organism in Eukaryota, Metazoa, Chordata, Actinopteri, Siluriformes, Pangasiidae. Gene Ontology annotation, molecular function: ubiquitin conjugating enzyme activity. The transcript has 6 exons.
GCAGAUUUCUAAACAUUAGCUGCCUUCCCGAGGCCGACGUGUGCGAGUCGACGGAGGGCUGGGAUUUGAUAUUAAGCUGAAAUUAAGCUGCAAUAUUGACAUAUUUUGUCAUAACAAUUCUCACCGAGCUGUCGUCUACCUGUAAGGAUGUCCACUCCAGCCCGAAGAAGGCUCAUGAGGGAUUUUAAAAGACUUCAGGAGGAUCCCCCUGCCGGUGUCAGCGGUGCCCCAUCAGAGAAUAAUAUCAUGGUGUGGAACGCGGUUAUAUUUGGACCAGAGGGCACGCCCUUUGAAGAUGGUACAUUCAAGCUGACUGUCGAGUUCACUGAGGAAUACCCCAAUAAACCACCCACAGUCCGAUUCACCUCCAAGAUGUUUCAUCCUAAUGUUUACGCAGAUGGAAGCAUAUGUCUCGAUAUUCUGCAAAAUCGCUGGAGUCCGACUUAUGACGUUUCAUCAAUUCUCACCUCAAUCCAGUCUUUGCUUGAUGAACCCAAUCCCAACAGUCCAGCAAACAGCCAAGCAGCCCAGCUCUACCAGGAGAACAAGCGCGAGUACGAGAAGCGUGUAUCAGCCAUCGUUGAGCAGAGCUGGAGGGACAGUUGACCUGUGAACUCUGUGUGGUUAUAGUUUAACCGAGUGAAUUGUGAAGCAUCUCGUUCCACCCACCUGUCCUGUCCUCUUUCUUUUUCUUUCUCUCACUCGCUCCAUCCAAUAUAGAGCUCAAAUGCACUUUAAUCUGCUUCCUCACCCACUCUACCCAUAUUCUCCUCCUUUGGAGGACUCGCGCUGUCCUAUUGACCAUCUGGCCUCACUGUCCAAUACGUAACCAAAUACACUGGCCUUUUGCCAUGGGAACCUGGAGUAAACAAUGUUCUAUUCAAGGGGCCUUUUUUUAAGAAGUGGAGUCAAAUUCCAUGGACUGACAUGGUACUGGCCUGACGUUGUUGCAUUUGACCGUGCCUGGUUUGGAACUGACCUAUCACACAAUUAUGCUGUAUCGUGUGCUGUUACAUGCCCGGAUGUGUGAUUUUAUAUUCCAUGAUGUGUUGUAAACCUGCCUCUCAUGUACCAUAUUGUAAGAAUACACUUUGACGUUCAUGUG